CGCUGCAUCUUUUUCCUUCUGUCUGUCGCUCAAGUGCCACAUCCCACUGUCAGCAGCAGCUGCCGCCGACUCCUGGUCGUUGUAUCAAUGCUUCUUUCGCAUUAGGGCCAAUAAAACCCGUGUCUGACAUGGGGAGGACUGUUUGGUCUUCCUCAAAGAUGUCAGUCACUGAGAUGUACGGUGUGACCACAAUGCCCAGUCGAAGACCCGGGGUUUGAACCAAAAACAUUUUCACUGAUGGCCUAGACUGAGUUUCAGCUGGCCUGCUGUAGCUAUGGGGAGCUGCUGGAGCUGUCUUUACAGAGACCCCAUCCGAGACAACCAUCUCACCAAAUUCAAGGUCACCAAUGUUGAUGAUGAGGGGAACGAGUUGGGCUCUGGGAUCAUGGAGCUCACCCAGACUGAGCUCAUCCUUCACACUCGCAAACGGGACGCCAUCCGGUGGCCAUACCUGUGCCUGCGUCGCUAUGGAUACGACUCCAACCUGUUCUCCUUUGAGAGCGGGCGGCGCUGUCAGACCGGACAGGGAAUAUUUGCUUUCAAGUGUUCUCGUGCCGAAGAGAUCUUCAACCUGCUGCAGGAGCUGAUGCAGUGUAACAGCAUCAAUGUGGUGGAGGAGUCGAUGAUGAUGGGUCGCGGUGGUCACACUCCAGAGCUGGAAAUGUCUCGCACCCCACAGACACCCAACACUCCAGGAUUUCCUGGCCAGGCUUUUCCAAAUGGUUACCCAGGUUACCCUCUCAGAGGCGACUCUCAGCCUUCAAUCACAGAGGAGCACGGUCACAGCCUGAUAGGUUUGGAGGACCAGACUCACACCUAUGUAAAUACUGUUACUAUGGAGGGGGAUCUCUCUAUGCGUCACUGUGUGCACUCCCUACCUGAAGUUCGCCCCAGCACGUUCUCUGAAACAGCUCGAGGAGGCCAGAGUUCUGCUCAGUCCAACCUGCGCUGCUGCUCCAUGGAGGAGCAUAAAGACCCUCAGGUAUUCAUACAGCCAUCUUCACAGGAGGUGAAGUUCAGGCUGGGCCCCACUCCUGCACAGCGCCAUCUAAUGGAGAGGGAGAGAGAAAGAGAAAGGCUCAACCCUCACAGUCUGCAGCCAGUAGAGGGCGCCACAGGUUCAGAGACAGAAGGAGACGAGCCCUCUAUGCACUUGUGCAACUCUCACUCUUACCAUCAUUUCCAUCAUCAUGCGCUGCGCCACCAAACUCAUGAGCUCUCAGACAGCAGCGAGCUGACCUAUGAAAACAUCAACGGGCUGCGUCGUAAGCAGCGCCUCAGCCCCAGCAGCGUGUCCCAGUCUGUGGGCUCCAGCAGCAGCAGCAGCACCACUGGGGACAGUCACUCCCACUCUCUGCUGCACUCCCACGGGCCAGCCUCCCUCCCUCCUCAGGGCUAUCCCUGUGACCGAGGCAUUAGCCACCGCAGGACUGCUCUGCUCAACUAUGAGAACCUGCCGUCGCUGCCCCCUGUGUGGGAGUACAGUGCCCUGCAGCGAGACGAAGAGCAGGAAGAGGAGGAGGACGAGCAAGAUGAGGAUGAGUAUGAUGAAGAGGAGGAGGACUUUGACGAAUAUGAGUUCUCUGAAGGGCCGGGGACACCUAAUGGGUACCACCAAGACAGCAGGGGCAUCCACAGAGAUGCUCUGCAGAACUAUGUGAACACUGAGCAGGUGCAGCCGCCACGGCUACGUCACCCUUGCCCUCCUCCACCACGCUCCUGUCAGCCCGACAGAGGCGGCAGAAUAUUUAACUUUGAUUUCCGUAGAAGGUCGAGGUCCGGAGCAGGGGGCUGCGAGCAUGGCCACAUGCCCACUCGGCAGCUGAACUACAUUCAGGUGGACCUGGAGGGAGAGCCCUGCCCCACAGCACUCAGCGGGGGGGGCCAGCCUCAACACCAGCGCCUACCAUCCAAAAUGUGUGGCUCGCAGCAGGCACCACGUCGGAGUGAGUGCUACGCCGUUAUAGACCUGAAGAAAACCGCAGCCAUGUCCAACCUGCAGAAAGCUCUGCCCCGGGACGACGGCACUUCCAGAAAGACUCGCCACAACAGCACAGAUCUGCCUCUGUAGACAGUGUACAGACUCAGUGGAGAGUGAAGACAGCUGAAGGCUUAUCCUUAUUUAGCACACUGGACCCUUCACUGUCAUCCACCAUUGUACCGAUGGGCUGACAAUACUCUACAGGUACUACUGAAAAACUCCAUCUGGGCACACUAAAGGAAUAUGGGAAAUUUGCCAUUAGAACGUUGUGUUAUUUACAAAUGUGGUGAGCAGUAAGUCAGCAUCUUCACUCAUAAUAUCAUUUCCACACUCCUCUGUUUAAAGCAUUGAUUACAUGCAUUUUUCUUUUACUUCACUAGCAACCACAUGACCCUCAGUCAAGGGUCAUAAUUAUUAUUUUCAAUGAAGGCAAAUUGCCCCUCUGAAAUAUGGGCCAAUAUUCAUACCUCAUCAAAAGCACCUAAAACCCAUUGGCCAGGAGGCUGUUCUGUUACUGUAUGCUUGUGGAGAAUCUUGCACACUGUACUAUAAGAUUAUAUUUUAUCACAUAGAUGAACUGUCCAAAUUAGAUUGUAUCUAGUAAUUAAGUGUAGAGAUUUAAAGAGAUUUUAAAACUACAGGAAAAGUAGCACAUGUGGAAGAAACAUCCACUCACAGUAAACAGAAACGUAGCGUACUGUAACUUUUCAGAUACUUGUAGGUAGGACAUUCCCCUGGUUUACACUUGUCACAAUUGCACUUUUAACCACUGAAAAACUCACCUCCCAUUCCACUUAAGGUAGAACUAUGUUUUACCAAAAGCAGGGGCCAAAUCUUAGCUCAGCAGUAUAUUGUAUACUAACAGUAAUUGAAGACACCUCAAAAUGGUGGAAUUAAGCUAUUCUCUUAUUAUACCAGUUAUAAAAUAUUGUGAGGCCUUCAAGUUAUUUAUUUCAUUAUUUAUUUAUUUAAUAAGUUAUUUAUUCAUUCAUAACUGUUUGUCAUUUUUCCAUUUUAUGACCAGCAUUUUAUGUAAAUCCAGUCGAUAAUAUGGAGACCAAAGUUCCACCUCAAAUUAUCACUGGAAAUUGUGCUUUUACUUUAAAACUGUGCUUAAUUUUUGGAAAAAAAGAAAAGACUGUAUUUAUAUUUUAAGUGCCAAAAAUGAAUUGCAAACUGUAAUGAGUAAAAUCUAUUGUGCCAGUAGGAUUUAUACGAAAAAAAGUAAAAAAGAAAAAAAAAAAACUGGAUAAAAAGGCAAGACCAACUUUUGAUGGAAACUUAAGCAUCUUUUUUAAUGCACAUUCCACCUCAUGUACUUGGACAAUUGUUCAGAAGAGAAUGUGGGAAAAGAUGGUGGUUUUAUUGCUGCUAGGUGUAAAUACAGACUCGUAUACUCCAGCUACGUGUCAAAAAUGAAAUCUUUUAAGUGUUUAAAUGCUAUGCGAUGUCAGACCUUUCACCGCGCUCUUAGCUGUUAGCUAAUAGAAGUAGCAUAGUUGUGUUCCUCUGAGCAGUGCAAACGAGUGAGACGUUUGGAUAGUAUUUUGUCAGCUUCUUCAGCGCUGUUUUUGAAUAUAGGUUAUGUGUAAUUGUUGGGACUGGGACACAAUACUCAGAUUAUCAACUAUUAACGUGAAGAUUUUUUACAAUGUGUAAUACAACGUGUUGACUGGAAUGGUGUCUUAAAAUCUGUGGUAUUCAAGUGUACACUUAAUAAGUACCUUUAGACACCUGUACCAUGGUAGUAUUGUUAAU
Periophthalmus magnuspinnatus is the source of this 3739-nucleotide messenger RNA. RefSeq names its product fibroblast growth factor receptor substrate 3 (gene frs3). NCBI's taxonomy places the organism in Eukaryota, Metazoa, Chordata, Actinopteri, Gobiiformes, Gobiidae. Gene Ontology annotation, biological process: cell surface receptor protein tyrosine kinase signaling pathway. The record is from RefSeq and is a predicted model, not a curated record. Bases 275 to 2071 code for a protein of 598 amino acids. The transcript is spliced from 7 exons. Gene Ontology annotation, cellular component: cytoplasm.